AUGGGAACUGUAGUCUACAUAAUGUCGUAUAAUUAUUGCGCCAGUUGCAACAACACAAAAAGGUUGUUUGACAGCGUGAAAUCUGCGGUGAUGCAUUGAGCGCUGCGGUCAAUGGAUCGGAUUCGUGACACCGUCUAGGACGUGAUUUAUGAGGGGGUGAACGAUCUUAUUCCUCCUUCCACCCCUCACCCAGAUGAUGGAGGAUUUCUCCGGACUGGCCCUGCCGCCUCUCUUUGGGGGCCACAUCCUGGAAGCAGAGCUGGAGCCAGGUGGGGUGGAACUGGGCCCAGGGGAGGUAGAGCUUGGCCCUGGGGUCAGCGAGUUGCUAGAGGGCAGAGGUCAAGGGUCAGGAGCAAGGCCAGAGCAGGAGGAGGAGAGGAGAGAAUUGGAGAAGAGGAAGUACCUGGCUUUGAUCAAGAGGUGUAAGGAGAUCGAACAGGUGAAUGAGAAGAUCCUUGGUCGCCUUCACCAGGUACAAAGACUAACACGUCACAUGAAGAAAGAGAGAAGGUUCCUAAUGAAGACCCUCGACGUCCAUGGAGAUGACUAUAGAAAUGCACAGCUCACCAUAUCGCUUGAGGAAGAGUCUGGUGCCCAUUUAGACAUCGGCCCUGGAGUAGACGAUGAUAGGCUGAAUGACCUCCCUAGCUCCUCCCCCUCUGUCCCUUUCCAAUCCACAGUGGGAUCCAAGAAGAAGAGGCAUCGAGUUCCAAAACAGGAGAAAGACCCACAGACUGAAGCAGACAUCUCCAUGUUGGCAGAGACGCAGUUCAAUGACUUUCCCAGCCCAACCGCUUUGUCUCACUGACCAGGGGAAUGGCCGGUAGCUAGUGGGAGGAGAAAUGAAGCAGCAUUCUGUUGCUUGGCCUCCCACUUCCCCAGACGUGAUGUCACUGAAACACAUACAGCCAGGGCUGUAAUGAAAAACAUAGUGGAUAAGAUUAUCAUUUAUGCACAACUAUGGUCUGUGGAAAUGGCUGAAGGUCUUGACCAUGAUAAUCCACCCACCAAUUCUGAUCGAGUAGAGAAUGGAUGGUCCGGUCCUUGCGGAAGUUACAUUGACAGUACAUGUAUUGAUGUGAACCUUUUAUCAGGAUACUCUGAACAUGUUGUAUGAUUGUUUGUCGACGUGACGCUUACUAAAUGUUCCGUAUAAAAUGUUUAUUCAGAACUUCA
Messenger RNA from Oncorhynchus gorbuscha (pink salmon), 1176 nucleotides. Its product is annotated as TCF3 fusion partner homolog. Gene Ontology annotation, biological process: apoptotic process; positive regulation of apoptotic process; apoptotic signaling pathway. Lineage: Eukaryota; Metazoa; Chordata; Actinopteri; Salmoniformes; Salmonidae. Gene Ontology annotation, molecular function: DNA binding. The coding region runs from base 194 to 808 and encodes 204 amino acids. The record is from RefSeq and is a predicted model, not a curated record. Gene Ontology annotation, cellular component: Ino80 complex. The transcript is spliced from 7 exons.